Messenger RNA from Plasmopara halstedii, 1290 nucleotides. Its product is annotated as protein phosphatase. Lineage: Eukaryota; Oomycota; Peronosporomycetes; Peronosporales; Peronosporaceae. Gene Ontology annotation, biological process: protein dephosphorylation. The record is from RefSeq and is a predicted model, not a curated record. Gene Ontology annotation, molecular function: protein serine/threonine phosphatase activity; cation binding. Bases 1 to 1290 code for a protein of 429 amino acids. The transcript is spliced from 3 exons.
AUGUCCGUGUGGCGUCGCGCAUAUCUGUCGUACCCACCAUCUGGUACAGGUCAUUUUGGUCUUGUACGUACAACAUUUUUCGUCUACACGUCGAAGGACGCAAUGCCAUCUAGUCCACAACCUUCUCGUCCAAGUCUCAGUCAAAUUUUCUUACAAGCAGCUUCAAAACAACAAGCACGAGAUGAAAGUGGCGUGGGAGCUCAUCGACUUCCUCGAACUGAUUCACAUCGUGAUGUUUUUAGUAUAUUUGGUGAACAUGGAAUGACAUUAGAAGCUCAUGUUCAUUCACCAGAUAUCAGUCAUUGUACACCUGAGAGUCCAAAUGGAAGUGUCUUUAGUACAGCAACAACUGCAUCAGAGACUGAACGAACACUUGUGUUACAUCAACGUAAUCAUCAAUACUUUCCACGAUUACAAGUUACUUAUGGAGUUUAUUCAGAUACAGGAAUCCGAAAGAAAAAUGAAGAUCGACAAGCAAUUGCAUCACGAGAAAUUCAUCAGGAUUUUCAUGCAUUUUUUGGACUUUACGAUGGACAUGGUGGACCUGAAGUAGCAGAAUUUAUUGCUCAUCAAUUACAUGAAAAUGUCUUUCAUCAUUUACAAAUGUCAACACCAAUGACAUGGGAAACAGCCGUAAAAACAGCAUACGCAGCUACUGAUGAAGCAAUUUUUAGUGCUCAAUUACCAAGUGGAUCAACGGCUGUAUCUGUAAUUCUUCGACGUACUUCUGCACUUGUUACAUCAGUUGGUGAUUCACAAAUUGUGUUAUCGACAAAUGGACAAGCGACAAAUAUGUGUAUUGCACAUACACCCGAAUUAUCAACUGAACGUGCUCGUAUCUUAGCUGCUAAAGGACAAAUUACAAAAGGACGAAUCUAUGGAAUGUUAGGUGUUUCACGUGCUUUUGGUGAUAUUGAUUUUAAAACAGGAAGAGGUGAAUUUAAGAAACGAUUUAAUGGCGACUUGGUCAGUGCGAUACCUGAUGUUGUUGUUCAUGAGAUUACAAGUCAAGAUGAAUUUAUGGUUCUUGGUUGUGAUGGAUUGUACGAUGUUAUGAAACCACAAGAUGUGGUGAAUUUUGUACGUACAAAGUUACGACUUCAUGGAAAUGUACAACAUGCUACGGAAGAACUUGUUAGUCAUGCUAUUGCAUUAGGUUCAACGGAUAAUGUUAGUGCUAUUAUCAUCUGCUUUCAUCAAUUUGAGCAGGAUGUAGUACCAGUUACACCUAUUGAAGCCGCACAAGUAGCAGAAGAAUCAAAGAAACGUGGGGUUGAGAUCGCUUCGUGA